Papaver somniferum (opium poppy) is the source of this 5691-nucleotide messenger RNA. RefSeq lists its product as uncharacterized. Lineage: Eukaryota; Viridiplantae; Streptophyta; Magnoliopsida; Ranunculales; Papaveraceae. The record is from RefSeq and is a predicted model, not a curated record. The coding region runs from base 4088 to 5107 and encodes 339 amino acids. The transcript has 10 exons.
UGUUUCGAUAUAACCGAUAAAUCUCAUUCGGACGAUUAUUAGGUUUUACAAAAUUUUGGUUACCGAUAGAAGAAUUCUCAGACGAAUCCCACCAACAAUCGACAAUUUCUCUGCCGAUAAGAAAUCUCUCAUAUUCUGAAGAACUGAAGAAGAUUGAAGGUUAAAGGUAAUGGCUAAAAGGAGACGAUCAGAAAAAGAAGUGGAAGUGGAGGUCGAGGAGGACAGGUUAAAGGUAAUGUCUAAAAGGAGACGAGCAGAAAAAGAAGUGAGAGUGGAAGCGGAGGUCGAGGAGGACAGGUUAAAGGGAACGCCUUCUGAGAAACCUCCACCCGAGGGGAAUGCGCAGAUACAUCCCGAGGAUAUGGGGAAGAAGAGUAGUAAACAUCCAAAUAAAAGGAAACAUGCCGAAACAGAAGUGGGAGUGGAAUUGGAGGUCGAGGAGGACAGAAACAUCCCGAGGAGGAGGGGCAAAAUAAUAGUAAACAGCCAAGGAAAAGAAAACGAAACAAAAAAAAACCUCUAGUGGAGGUCGAAGAGGACAGUAGGUUUAUCUACACCAACAAAAGGCUGAGGCAGUUUCCCUGUCAUGUUUCCAACUACUCGAGCCUGCAUACACUGAGAAAUAUACGAAAUUCGUUGUCUGAAUCUGAGCUGGCCUAGGUUAGGAAAACAUCGAUUGUACAUCUAGUCGACAUGCCGGAGUCACAAAAAUGGUCGUCUGCCCUUUUUUCCUUUUUAAUGACUAGGGAGAUCCAUGUAGGACCGGAGCAAACACGAGAAGGUAAGGUAUGGUUCCCUGUUGAAGGGAAAGACUUGUGUUUCUGCAAGGCAGACUUCAAGGCAGUUACAGGUCUUCCUUUCAAGGAGUCAGGUGAAGAAAUUGAGUUGAAGGGGGUCUCGCACCUCAAGAAGAAGCAUUUUGAGGGUAUUAAUAAAGUGGAAGGAACACAUUUAUAUGAAUUCCUUGUAUUCAGAACGAAACCCAUGGUCCACGGUGCAGGGGCUGGUGCUCUUCGUAAUCCCAUAUUGUCCGGUAAGAGCAAAAAACGUCCCCGGAAAUUACGAAAGAGGGAGCAUGUUCCAUGUUCAUCUGAUGAGAGGGUGAAAUUGGCUUUGUUACUUAUGGUGCACGUAUGCAUACUUGGGCGCCAACUGCAGCACAAAAUAGACGACCAAGACUGGCUUUCGGUGGAAAACAUAGAGAAUUUCAACAAAAUCCCUUGGGGUGAGAAAUCGUAUGUCCUCUGUUUUGAGAAUACGAAGAAAGCGAUUAAAUAUCAAAACGACAAAGAAGACCCUACCGCUAAGCUCUCUCUCAAGCCACGAGGACUACCACAAGCGUUGGUGGUCUGGAUGCUGAAGCUCUUCCCGCAUUUGCUUGAAAAGUACGGAAGCGAAUCGCGUACGAAAGGGAAGCGUCCCCUUAUUCUUACGGUGUGGUGCGAGGAAGUAAUUAAUUAUGAGAAGCUUUGUGAAAUAAUGGAAGGAGUAGUCUACAGUGAUGACAGGUUGCAGGAAAUCCGUGCGGGAGGUGAAGCGUUUCGUGAUGCUGCAUGGGAGGAAGCUGUGUCUGAAAAUAAUGAUUUGGAAGAUGCUUCAGCGGAUGGUCCCCGUCAUGAGAAAAAUCAAGCCAUGAAUUCUUCUGGUGACAAUAGACAUAUUGAUCAGGAGGUUCUGGAUCAAACCCGAGAGGUAAUAGGAGCAGGUGAUGCCGAACAUGGGUCCCACCCGGAUGUUAGAGUGUCAGCUGAAUUUAUUAAUAAUUGGAUGGCAGAUGCAACGAAAAAAAAUGAUAAACAGGGUGCAGGAGAUGAUAGAUGGAGUUUCUGAGAAUAUGAUUCAGUUGUUCGAUUCACAUGCACAGAGAAUCGGGUCGGUGGAAUCGAUGGUCAUCCAAUUACGUAAAACAAUUUGUGCUCCUCCGGAGAAUACUACAGGCGGUAGUUCGGAAUCUGGUGAAUCUAGCAAGAACGGCGGUUCUUGCAAUGUUGAGUCCGAUGAAGAGGAUCGCAGUUUAGGACCUACCCGCAACAAGGAAUAUGAGCCGGUGGACAGGGGAAGGUGAUGAUACAAGAAUUAACAUGACCAAUGAGGCUACAUAGGUCAGGGAGAUUCGUUGUGUUGAGAGUUUUGUCGAGAGUGAACACGAUGAGGUCAGGAAUGAUUAUGAUGCUGUGAAGGUGGAUGUACAGGGUACUAAUCAAGGUACCGACCUCAUACGUCAAGAUGAUGUGGUGGAAGUGUUGGAUAAUAUGCAGGAAAUGAUGCUUACAAUCAAAGGUGGGGUUAUUGAUGUAGAAAUGGGUAAGGAAAACAUGCUUACAGACAAAGUUUUAUCUGUGGAAGAGGAUGCCGAUACAGAAACUUUGCGGAACCAUCAACAUGAUAAUGUGGAAGAGGAGUCCAACAAAGAGGAUCAUAGUUUAGGACCUAGCCACAAUAAGGAAGAUGGGACGGUGGACAGAGUUGAGGAAGAGGAAGAUGAUGAUACACGAACUAACAUGAACACUGAGGUCAGAGAGAUUCAUGGUGUUGAGAGUUUUGUCGAGAGUGCACUCGAGGAUAAGAAUGGUUUUGAUGGUGUGAAGGUGGAUGUACAGGGUACUAAUCCAUAUACUGUCCACAUACGUCAAGAUGAUGUGGUGGAAGUGAUGCUUACAAACGAAGGUGAGGGUAUUGGUGUGGAAAUUGAUAAGGAAGACAUGCUUAGACACAAAGUUUCAUCUGAGGAAAAGGGUGCUGAUACAGAAACUUCCAACAUCCGUGAAGAUGAUCCUGUGGAAGAGGAUCGCGGUUUAGGACCUACGCACAACAAGGAAGAUGGGCCCGUGGACAAGUUGAGGAUUCAGAAGCUGAUGAUACAAGAAUUAACAUGAUCACUGAGGCUACAGUGGUCAGAGAUAUUCAUGGUGUUGAGAGUUUUGUCGAGAGUGCACUCGAGGAUAAGAAUGGUUUUGAUGGUGUGAAGGGGGACGUACAGGGUACUUAUCCAUAUACUGACCACAUACGUCAAGAUGAUGUGGUGGAAGUGUUGGAGAAAAUGCAGGAACAGAUGCUUACGAUCAAAAGUGGGGUAAUUGAUGUGGAAAUUGGUAAGGAAAACAUGCUUAGAGACAGUUUUAUCUGUGGAAGAGGAUGGUGAUGCGGUAGUUGAGAGCCCUAAGCUGGUCAAAAAGCAUGGUGUAGAAAAUCCUGGUACAUAAAUAGGCCAGAACGAUCAAGAUAGUAAGGUGGAAUAGGAUGGUGAUGCGGAAGCUGAGAUGGCUAAGAGUAACAAAGAGCAUUGUUUACCCGAGAGUUUAGUCGUUGGUGAAUUAAACACUAAGUGUACCCUUGACGGUGUGAAGCAUGUUGUAGAUGAUCAUAGUCCAGAAACUAGCCAUGUGGAGGACUAUCCUAAAGACGCAGUUAAAGUUGUUAGUGCAGAAACACCAAAAGUUAGUUCUGAUAACGUGGAAGAGGUGAUUAUCUCUGUACUAACAGAUUUAGAUAAUAAUCUGGAAUAGUAUGGUGAUGUGGAAGUUGUGAUGGAAAGUAGCGAUAACCCGGUCGAAGAUCAUGGUGUAGAGGAUCCUGGUACAGAAACUUCCAAGAUCAGUCAAGUUGGAAAUGUGGGACAGCAUGGUGAUGCGGAAGUCGUGUUGGAAAGUAGCGAUAAUCCUGUCGAAGAGCAUGGUACAGAAAGUAGCUAUAACCCUGGUGUGGAGGAUCCUGGUGCAGAAACUGCCAUAACAGUCAAGAUGGUGAUGCGAAAACUGAGAGCGCUAAGCCGGUUAUUCUGGAUGGUGUAUCCGAUAGUGUAUCCGAUAGUGUAGUCGGUGGUGCAUUAAACACUAAGUGUACUCUUGACGGUGUGAUGCAUGCUGUAGAUUUUUUAUCUCGCAAAGUUGAAUCCGAUGAAGAGGAUCGUGGUUUAGGACCUACCGGCAACAAGGAAGAUGAGUCGGUGGACAAAGUUGUGGAAGAGGAAGAUGAUGAUGCAAGAAUUAACAUGACUAUUGAGGCUACAGAGGUCAGAGAGAGUCAUGGGGUUGAGAGUUUAGUCAACAUAAUAAAGGAAAACAUGACCAGUGAGGCGACAUAAGUGAUGCUUACAACCAAAGGUGGGGAUAUUGAUGUGGAAAUUGAUAAGGAAAAGGAUAACAUGACCAGUGAGGCUAGAGACAAAGUUUUAGCCGUGGAAGAGGAUGCGGAUACAGAAACUGUGUGGAACCAUCAACACAAUAAUGUGAGAGAGCUGAUUAAAGAACUAGAGUUAGAUGGAGAGGUAAAGUUCAAAGAGAUUAACGCUAAUGUAGAGAUGGAAGUUGUGAUGGAAAGUAGUGAUAACCUGGUCGAAGAGCAUGGUUUAGAUUUAGAAGCUGGUACAGAAACCGCCAAAAUCAGUCAAGAAAAUAAUGUGGAAAAGUCUGGUGAUAUGGAAGUCGUGAUGGAAAGUAGCGAUAACCCUGUCGAAGAGCAUGGUGUAGCGGAUCCUGGUACAGAAACUGCCCAGAACAGUCAAGAAGGUGAUGCGGGAGCUGAGAGUGCUAAGCCGGUUAUUCUGCAUGGUGUAUCCAAGGGUACUCUUGACGGUGUGAAGCAUGUUGUAGAUGAUCAUAGUCCAGAAACUACCCAUGUGGAGGACUUUUAUAAAGACGCAGUUAAAGUUGUUAGUGCAGAAGAACCAGAAGUUAGCACUGAUAACGUUAAGCCUGUCACCGGUGAGGAUGUCAAAGAUGUUCCUAAGGGUAGGAAGAGAACAAAGGUACUGACGAAGCAGAAUAAGAGGCAGGUUAAAGCAGGUGAAGAAGAUGAUGGGACACUGAGCAGGGAUGUAAAAGGUUCCAGAAUUAUUGAAAUGCUGGAUGGCGAUAAAAAACAGAAAGUACUUGAAUACUUUUGUAUACAUGACAGAACAGACAUUGCUUGGAUGGAAUUCAAAGACGAUGGUUGCCUGAUGUUUGAUAUACGUGGAGAACUUAUCCUUCAACUAACCAGCAAAGACGCCUACUUGGAUUCGAAAUUCAUUGAUUUCUACAUUAGUAUGUUGAAGACAAAGAUGAACUCAAACCCGAAGUAUGGGAAAGCGAUAUUCCUCUCCCGAAAGCAUAUGAAUCUUUUCUGAAUGAUAAGGAUGAAUUCAACAAUUUCUGGAUUAAAAAGCUUGCUAAGGACUAUCGUGAAUGUAAACCAGUCAAAAUGUACGCACCAAUGAGUAACAACAAUAACCAUUUCUCACUACUGGAGUAUGACUUGAUUAGCAGUGACAGAUGGUGCUACAGGAACUCGUUGGGCGAUAUGAACACGAAGAAAGAACACUAUAAACAAGCUAAGUCCUAUGAAGCGGCAAUAAGUCGUGCACUGAACUUAACUGAAAUUCCUCUUGCAUUGAGUAAGAAGGCCGAAACUACCCAUUCGCCUAAACAAGCUACAUAUCUCGAAUGUCUGUUAUUUGUAUGCUAUUACAUGAAGUGUGGGAUGAAGAAUACUAAAUUUGAAACACAUUCAUCUCGCAAAAAAACACACAUGAACAGGGUAACGGUUCAAAAGGUGGGCGCCAUGAGAGCAAGCAUGCUUUACAAGAUUAUUUCGUAUGCAGACAGUAGGGAUGAUUAAACAUUAUUGUAAAAACAGUUGGUGGUAUUGAAAAACUUUUAUACUUUAAUGUGAUGCAGUUCAUUUGGAUUAAGAAACUUGUGAACUUCUAUA